CGGGAGGAGCUGUGCGGCCAGUCCGCCACCUGCAUGCUCCCCUUCGAGCUGCUGCUCUCCAACCCCCUGCAGUUCUUUCGGGUCGAGGUGGCUCUGGAGGAUAUCAAUGACCAUUCACCUGUUUUCCCUGUGGAACGAGUCACUUUUGACAUCCCGGAAAGGAGUGACCCCGAUUCGCGGUUCCCUCUGGAGGUGGCUCGGGACCUCGAUGUUGGCAGCAACACAGUCCAGGCAUACAGCAUCUCUUCCAAGAACGAAUAUUUCACUGUCUCCUAUGGAAGUAGGAGUAAUGGUGACAAAUAUCUUGAACUUGUCUUGGAGAAGCCGCUAGACAGAGAGGAGCAGGCAGAGAUGGGUUUCCAUAUUAUUGCUGUGGACGGUGGCUCUCCUCCCAGAAGUGGCACCAUCGAGAUCUAUAUUGUCAUUCGGGAUGUAAAUGACAAUGCUCCCAUAUUCACAAAAGAGCGUUACGUAGGGAAGGUUUUGGAGAACAUGCCAGAAGGGUCAGUAGUGCUGACUGUGCUGGCAACAGAUAAGGAUGCAGGAAUUAAUGGAGAGAUCUCCUGUCAACUCAGUGAAGUAGUGGGAGACAGUGACUCAAUAUUUGUAAUUGAUUACAAAACUGGUGAAAUUAAACUCACAAAACCUCUGGACUUUGAGGCUGCACAAAGUCACGAACUGAGUGUGAGAGCCAGAGAUGGUGGGGGACUCUCAGCCAUCUGCAAAGUGCUGGUGGAGGUGGUGGAUGUGAAUGACAAUGCCCCAGAGGUGGUGGUCAGCUCCUUCAGCAGUCCCCUCCCCGAGAACACAGCGCCCGGCACGGUGGUUGCCCUGUUUACGGUCAGGGACCGGGAUUCUGGGGCCAACGGGAAGAUCUCGUGUGGCCUCGAGGAUCAGCGCUUCUUCUCGCUGCGGCCAGCCUAUAAGAAUUACUAUGAGCUGGUGACAGUGAGCGCGCUGGACCGCGAGGAGACGGCUCGCUACAUCCUCAGGGUGACGGCGGCAGACGCGGGGUCGCCUCCUCUGACGAGCACGCAGACCUUCACCGUGGACAUCUCGGAUGUCAAUGACAACGCCCCCGUCUUCAACCAGACGUCGUACACCAUGUACGUGCGUGAGAACAAUGUGCCCACGGUGUUUGUUGGAGCCGUCAGCACUGCCGACGCUGACGUGGGGCUCAAUGGCAAGGUGAGCUAUUCGCUGGCAGCGGUGCAGGCGGCAGAGGGGCCUUGGUGCUCGUGCGUGUCUGUGAACUCUGAGAACGGGCACGUGUUUGUGCUGCGGCCCCUGGACUACGAGCGCUUGAGGCAGACGGAGGUGACGGUCAGUGCCUCUGACGCGGGCUCUCCUCCCCUCAGAGCCAACGUCAGCGUCCGCCUCGUGGUGCUGGACGAGAACGACAACGCCCCGCUCGUGCUGUACCCAGGCCAGGACAGCAGCCCAGCGUCCAGUGAGCUGGUGCCCGUGUCGGCCGAGGCGGGCUACCUCAUCACCAAAGUGGUGGCCGUGGAUGCCGACUCCGGGCAGAACUCGUGGCUCUCGUACCACCUGCUGAGGGCCAGCGAGCCAGGGCUGUUCACGGUGGGUGUCCACAGCGGGGAGGUGCGUCUGAGGAGGCCGGUGACGGAGAGAGACAGCGUGAGGCAGAAGCUCCUUGUCCUGGUCAGAGACAACGGCAAGCCGCCCCUGUCGGCCACGGCAGCUGUGAGCGCGCUCCUGCUCAAGGACUUGUCAGACGUGCGCCUCCCCGGGCACAGCAGCCCGGCGCCAGAGGAUCAGGCUGGCUCCCUCACCACCUAUUUAAUCAUUGCCCUGGUGUGUGUCUCCCUGCUCUUCCUCGUCUCCACCGCACUCUUUGUGGCUCGCAAGGUGUGCAAGAGAAAGGAGCUGAAGGCUGGCCAUGUGCUUUAUGGUGCCGACAACUUGCAGAGCGGCCUGGCCGAUGGGGCCGCUGCAGGGAGCCUGCCCCGCGCCUAUUGCUACGAGAUCAGCCUCACAACGGGCUCGGGCAACAGCGAGUUCAAAUUCCUCAAGCCCAUCCUGCCCAGCGUGCCACCACAGCACUGCGCCGUGGGCCAGGGCCCGGAGGAUGAACAGCAUUUCCCCUGUGUCCCUGUCAGCACCGAGGACACGGCACCAGACAAUCCUGGCACUCUCUCUGCAGGACACUUCAAUUCUCUUUCCUUCAACUAGCUGGGCUCUGCACUGCCAGAGGCUUCACUGCCCAUGGGAGAUUGGGAUCCAGGCAGCAGCAGGUGGCAAUGGUUUCUCCAGAGAAAACUUGUAUUUCCAAUGUCAUAAUCAAUUUCCUUCAUAUUCUAUUUCAGAAUAGAAGUUGUCAGGUUCUCCA
Cyanistes caeruleus (blue tit) is the source of this 2350-nucleotide messenger RNA. RefSeq names its product protocadherin beta-4-like. The record is from RefSeq and is a predicted model, not a curated record. Gene Ontology annotation, cellular component: plasma membrane. Gene Ontology annotation, molecular function: calcium ion binding. Gene Ontology annotation, biological process: homophilic cell-cell adhesion. NCBI's taxonomy places the organism in Eukaryota, Metazoa, Chordata, Aves, Passeriformes, Paridae.